CAUAAACUUGUUUUGAGAAGAGAGCCCCGCCCUCCUUUCAGCUAUCGCUGACUCCUUAUAAACAGCAAGCCUGUUGUACAAGCGUUUAUCACAAGAAGACUGGAGCAGUCCACAGUUCACCAACCGCCCUGGAAACGAACUCUGGCAGUAAAUUUUGAGGAUUAUAUUUGUGUUUCUGCAUAGAAACGAGAAGCUAUCAUGGAUUUUCUCAAUCAUAACUAUUUGAGUGCUCGCAACCCAUAUGACUAUACAUUUAAUUUUUGGAACGACUAUCUGGGUCUGUCGACGUUGGUCACGAAGAAUAACAAGCACAUGAUGCCCGAAAGCCCAAACUCCAUCACCGAGUCCCUGAAAGCAACUCUGGGUUUGGAUGACUCCCCAGCAUGUGCGUGCGUAAUCUCGGGCAGUGGUGAAGGCGGACACCUGGACUGCUGUUGUCCAUCUGUGAGCCCCCUGCCUACCUCCAUCCUGGACUUGAAGGAGCGCUUUUCAAUUCUGAGCCCAUUCCAAAACCAAAUCGGUGGUGUCCCACUACAAGACCGGGACUUGGGCUUCGGGGGAAGCUUUGCAGGAUUUGACCUGUUCGGAGUGGAGAGGAAGAUGCGCAAGCCAACGUCGAGGAAUAAACAGGAGCCCAAAAUCUGUGUCUUCUGCAGGAAUAACGGUGCGCCGGAGGAGGUGUAUGGCUCCCACGUUCUGAAGACACCCGACGGGAGGGUGGUGUGCCCCAUUCUUCGGGCUUAUACAUGCCCUCUUUGUAGCGCCAAUGGUGAUAAUGCGCACACAAUUAAGUACUGUCCCCUCUCCAAAGAUCAACCAGCCCAGCGACCAUUAAAGGGAGGGAGGGCAGUGGGUGGUAAACGAAUGAAAAUAUUCUAGAGAUAGAUUUUUACACGAGCAAAGAAAGUACAUUGAAUUGCACUGAACAAUUUUCAGAUGACUGUUUCGAUUGCGGCUAUAGCAUAUCCCAGUCCUAACUGCUAAGGCUACAUGAUUUCGUAAACAAAAAAAUAUACCGAUGUUAUUCUUUUUCCAAAAUCUCUUAUAUUUUUAUAGUUGCUUUAUUCACAUAGAUUAUUUUAUUCGUUAUACAUUGAAUUUAUUUUCUGAUAGUGUUUAGCUAUUUGAGUGUUCAUUUAAAUUUACCUAUAUUCAUAAUCACAAUGUGUGAAUAAAUGCUGAGUGUUUUGCGGGGAACAUGGAUUUAGCAGGGCGUGAGGGUGUGAUUGUCAUGUUGCCAGUAAGUUUUACUGUAAGCUUAGCCUACUAGCUAUUUCUUUUGUCUUUGAAAACCAAAGUUGUGUAUGCUAUUAAACAAGCUCAGAAUGUUCAUGAAUGAAAGCAAUUUUCAUUCAAGAUGUCUGUAAAACAAGGUAUGGUACUUUGAGGCCCACUCCCCUGUCUGCUACUCCACAACACAGUUUUAAACUUGCUCUGAUUUAAUAUCUGUAGCAUGAAAAAAAAUCAAGACAAUGAAGUCUCUGUUAUGGCCUGGUAUUUUCUGUGUAACUUCAUAGUCAAUAAUAGCCAAGCCAAAUGACUUUCAUCCCCCAUGUCACACAGCAGUUGGUUUCAUCACCCAGGCUUAUGAAUAAUCAUGACCCAAAUAAGAGAUACCCUUGAUGUUUACAUUACCAAGAGAGGGUAACACACUGGAUAUAAUUGCUUGUAGGUAUCUCUUUCAUGCAGUCGUUUUUUUAAAAUCAAAAAUGACAUGUUUUUUGUUUUGUUUGGUCUACCCCCCAAAAGUCACUAACAGAGGACUGCACUGGGGAUUCAAGGAGUGCUCUGCAAUGGUGGAGUCAGGAGGACAAUUCACGUUGAGAAAAUAGUUGGAUAGCGCAAAUGAAUGUUAUUAAACAAGCUUUUCUAAAAACCAAUGUAUUAGCCCCUUUUUGCAUUAUUUCCCUGAAUAAAUCCAAAAAGAUGCAAAACUAUUGUGAAUGUACGAUGGAAAGUUGUCAGUUGCAGGACUGCACAUUUCUGACAGUUAUGUUUACCAAAGGAUUAUACAAUUUUAGUGAAGUGAAGUGAGGAAGAGUGUAUUGUAUAUAAAGUUGAGUGACGUUUAUUCAGCAUUUUAACAUUUCAAGUGACUUCAGAGGGUUCUACCUCAACAGGAUUUUGUACUUACAUGUAAAAUGUCAACAGCAGUUUAUUAAUAUAGUGCUGCCAUUUAUAAUAAGGGGUUUUUAAUAGUAUUUUUGAUCUUUGUAUAACAUAAUUGUAUUUUUUUUCCUGCAUUCAAACAUGACAAAAGUGAAUUUCCAAUAAGCUUCAAGCAUUCCUCGCAAAAAAAGAUGAUGGUCUGUGCAUAGUGAUAUCCGUACAUUUUAAAUUGAAUUGUUCAAUGUUACAUUCUUGAGGGUGUGUGCAAGAGGAUGGAAUCUAUUGAAAACCAUUCACAAUUUGCCACUUUUAAUAUAAGGUUUCUGAUUAAAUGAAUUUAGAAAAUUAACACUGUUGAACUUUGUUAUUUGUAUUUUACCACAAUUUCCACGUAUGCUGCCUGUGCAGAAUAAAAUGACAUUAAUUAAUUAGAGAAAUAAACAUCUCAUCAAAUAUUUUA
Molecule: messenger RNA, 2569 nt
Organism: Oncorhynchus masou masou (cherry salmon)
Lineage: Eukaryota; Metazoa; Chordata; Actinopteri; Salmoniformes; Salmonidae
Product: nanos homolog 1-like
Exons: 1
Coding region: 199-879 (226 amino acids)
Biological process (GO): oogenesis; negative regulation of translation
Cellular component (GO): perinuclear region of cytoplasm
Molecular function (GO): mRNA binding; zinc ion binding
Source: RefSeq, a predicted model, not a curated record